Fusarium pseudograminearum CS3096 is the source of this 1371-nucleotide messenger RNA. RefSeq lists its product as uncharacterized. The transcript has 3 exons. The record is from RefSeq and is a predicted model, not a curated record. The coding region runs from base 1 to 1371 and encodes 456 amino acids. NCBI's taxonomy places the organism in Eukaryota, Fungi, Ascomycota, Sordariomycetes, Hypocreales, Nectriaceae.
AUGAAGUCCAGCGCCGCCAUUCUGGCGCUUGCCGCCGUUGUAAGCGCUUCACCCAUGUCCAAGAGACUGGAUCCCGCUGCUUGGGACAAGAAAGAAACUCUCUGCAAAGGAUGGGAUGGGAAUGGAUGGGAUACACGAACUCCCGAAGGCGUCGAUAAGCUUUGGGAAGACUCAGGUGCUGGUGGACAACUCGACAUGUUUAUUCUCAUGCAAUGGGAACACGAGAACAACUGGCUCAAGAACGUCGAAAGCCAAGUCAUGGAUGGCACCAGUGGCAAGAGUGGUGCCGCCGGCUGCGGUGUCCUCGGGUCCCAGUGCAAGCCUUUGAACGAUAUGAGCUGCGAAGACCAGUGGGAUAAGUACGGCCAGGAUACAAUCAUUGGCAAGAAUUCGUAUUGGAUCUUCCAAGCUGCCAAGGGCGUACACGCCAAAUUCAACGAGCUGAAGAGGCAGCUCACCGAUGAGACCCUUAUUAGCAGUCUCCGAAUCGGCCAGAUGGUAAAGGACUUUGAUGGCAGUGAGGACGAUGCUGGCAAUGUUUUGGGUUGGUUAGCGGCUGCUUCUAGCAUGGGCAAUGCCGUCGGUGGACUUGUCCCCGGUGCUGGUAAUGGAUUUGCCGCCGGUUUCGGUAUCCUGGGUGGAAUCUUCUCCGGUCUUGCUAGCCAGAGCGAAGACGAGAUUGACCAGAGCACCAUCUCAGCCGCUCUCGCCGACGUAUUUGAGUCUGCCACCAAGAAGAUCGAAGACACUCUCCGCAUCGUCAUGGGUGGAGGUACCGCAGAUGAAUACAAUUCUCUUCCUGCCCCCAAGUGGGAUACCUUCCAGUCCACGAUUACAAAGUUCUUCAACGGCGGAUGGUUCCUCCUAGAUGAUGAUGCUGCAGCUGUUAAAGUGGCCAUUUCAUCUAUCAGCAAUAACAUCAAGACCAAGGUCGCAAACGAUGUAAUGAAGGCUGCCAAGCUCCACCUUGUCGCCGACAAGCGCGAUGGCUUCGGAAGUCGCGAGGACUGUGGAUACUCUACCGGCCGACAGUGGAUGUCUCUCAAGGACGGCGAGGAAUACUGCUUCUAUAUUAUGCGCAACAACCCCAACAACAACCGCAUCAAGGACUGGGUCGAGGUUCAAGAGGUUAUCUACGAAAAGAUGGCUGACUACGGCCUUGGUGACCGGGAGAAGUACUACCGUGCGGUUCUCGACUGCGCGCUUAGUGAUGCUGAUGACAUUGACGUUGGCAAUCUGGCGUGGGGAGAGAUUCCACAAUGCUACUUCAACCUUCCUGCUGUGUUUAUCGAGAAGGAUAAUAAUGUCGGCUGUGGUGAUCCCUUCUCUGAUCCUGACUGUGCUUACGUCAAGGCUACUCCUAUUAAGUAG